Messenger RNA from Sparassis crispa, 1116 nucleotides. RefSeq lists its product with no specific name. Gene Ontology annotation, biological process: protein phosphorylation. Gene Ontology annotation, molecular function: ATP binding; protein kinase activity. The record is from RefSeq and is a predicted model, not a curated record. The coding region runs from base 1 to 1116 and encodes 371 amino acids. The transcript has 5 exons. NCBI's taxonomy places the organism in Eukaryota, Fungi, Basidiomycota, Agaricomycetes, Polyporales, Sparassidaceae.
AUGUCCGAGAAUCGCCAGGGUGGUUAUGUCUUCAAGGCUCUGGAGAACCUGCCAGACAUGUCGCCGGACGAAAUCUUUGGUGUGCUCCUCCCUUUUGAAGCUCGGUGGAGAGACAGACAGCAGUUUCUGGUAACCUGCGGCUACAUGUUGCGUCCACGGUAUCAUCCUGGCUGGACGCCUUCAUGGUUCGGGACAGGAAAACAUCCCAUAUUCUUCGAAGAUUCCAUUACCCUACCCCUCACAGACCAUCUCAUCGACGCUACACGAAUAUGUGAUGGUGCACCCGUUUACAUCAAGAGGGUGAAGACGGGAGACAACGAGUCUCAGAUAGCUACGAUGUUUUCUGCUCCUCGACUUCGCACAGACCCGAAUAAUCACUGCGUUCCCAUCCUCGAGGUCUUUCAGGAUGCAGAUGAUAAAACCAUCUCUUACAUGAUCAUGCCUUGCCUUCGCCUUAUUGAUCGCCCACCCUUUGAAAGGGUCAUCGACGUGGUUGAUUUUGUGGAUCAGAUGCUAGAGGGACUAGUUUUUAUGCAUCAGAAUGGUGUUGCUCACCGUGACUGCGCAUAUAACAAUAUUAUGAUGGACGCAAGUAUGUUGUACCCCCAUGGGUUCCAUCCAAUAAGGGGUCUCCGUCUUCCAGAUGGUAUUACGUUCAAUAAGCCGCUCUCUCGUGCUGGCAAGCCUAUCAAAUAUUACUACGUCGAUUUCGGUAUCUCCGUGUAUUUUCCCCAAGACGUUCAUCCCAAACUUGUGGUGGGAGUUGAUGGUCGUGAUCGGGACGUCCCAGAGCUUUCCCCAGACGUGCCCUAUGAUCCAUUCAAGGUUGAUGUAUUUAUCAUUGGAAAUCUGCUCAUUCAUCGUUUCUAUGAGACAUAUUCCAAUAUCAAUUUCCUACAUCCACUGCUUGAAUGGAUGACUGAAAUUGACCCUGCAGCAAGACCCGAUGCACUUAAAGCACUUGAACUUUGGAAAGCUAUUCGUAGCGAAGUUGGGAGUAUUCAGAGGAGACGACGAUUAUGGUUCCGGGAUGAAUGGUGGUUGAUUUCGGUCGUUGUCGAGAUCGCCUCUCUUAUUACUGGGGUCAUCAACAUGUGCAGGAGAGCUCUUCGGUAG